Messenger RNA from Corvus hawaiiensis (hawaiian crow), 1490 nucleotides. RefSeq names its product aminocarboxymuconate semialdehyde decarboxylase (gene ACMSD). Gene Ontology annotation, molecular function: hydrolase activity; carboxy-lyase activity. Lineage: Eukaryota; Metazoa; Chordata; Aves; Passeriformes; Corvidae. The transcript is spliced from 9 exons. The record is from RefSeq and is a predicted model, not a curated record. Bases 1 to 1383 code for a protein of 460 amino acids. Gene Ontology annotation, biological process: secondary metabolic process. Gene Ontology annotation, cellular component: cytoplasm; cytosol.
AUGGCGGGGUCCGGAGUGGUGUCCAGGGGGGCAGCGGGCGGCUCCAUUUCUUGCGGGGCGGCGGGAAGCGGCCGGCGGCUGUGGCAGGGAAGCGAGGAGCGAGCGGAGCAUCCAGCCCGGGUGCGAGCCCGGGGAGAGGAGGAGACUUCGGCUCAGAGCAUCAGGGAGACGCGGACGGGCAGCGAACAAACUCCGGGCGCUCCUCGCCAGCCGCUGCCCGCGGCCGCCUCAUCACUGCCCGCGGCGGAGAGGGGCAGGUGGGAGCGCGGUGCCGCCUCCCGGCGCUGCCCGUCCCCUCCCCGCCCCGCCGAGCUCCGCCGGCGGCGGGAGCUGCUCAGGAAGCGGGAGCCUCCUCAGCCUCCCCUCGCCAUGGCGGGCUCUGCCUCCUCCUUCUCCCGGAGCCGAGCCUCAGGGGGAAGAGCUGUCCAGGGACUGUCCAAAGCAGGAGCGCUCCCGCCGCUCCCGAGGGCUGCGGAUGCCGGCCCUGCGCAGCGAGGCCCCGUCCGCCUCGCCUCCCCUCACACAGAGAUAUGGGUACGGUGGAUGGGUGCAGCUGGAUCAUCACUGCAAGGAGUCACAGUCCAAGUCCUGUCCACAGUCCCUGUGAUGUUCAGCUACUGGGCCAAACCUCAGGAUACUUUAGAUCUCGCCCAGAUAUUAAAUAAUGACUUAGCAGCUACAGUAAAAAAGUACCCCAAGAGGUUUAUUGGGCUGGGCACGUUACCUCUGCAAGCUCCAGACCUGGCUGUGAAGGAAAUGCAUCGCUGUGUGAAUGAACUUGGAUUUCCAGGAGUGCAGAUAGGAUCUCAUGUCAAUGAGUGGGACCUGAAUGCCCCAGAGCUGUACGAUAUUUAUGCUGCUGCUGAGACAUUAAAUUGCUGUCUCUUUGUGCAUCCCUGGGACAUGCAGAUAGAUGGGAGGAUGUCCAAAUAUUGGUUUCCCUGGCUAAUAGGCAUGCCAACAGAAACAACCAUGGCCAUUUGCUCCAUGAUUAUGGGAGGAAUUUUUGAAAAAUUCCCUAGGCUGAAAGUUUGCUUUGCACAUGGAGGUGGAGCUUUUCCAUACACAGUGGGGCGAAUCUCCCAUGGAUUCAAUGUGCGCCCUGAUUUGUGCGCCAUGGAUAAUAAGGUGGAUCCAAGAAAAUACCUUGGCUCAUUUUACACAGACUCUCUUGUCCAUGACCGUGGGGCACUAAGGCUGCUCACAAAUGUAGUAGGAGAGGACAAAGUUAUUUUGGGGACAGAUUACCCUUUUCCACUUGGGGAACUGGAACCUGGAAAAUUAAUUGAUUCAAUGGAUGAUUUUGACCAUAAACUGAAGGAUAAACUCAAGGCUGGAAAUGCUCUGGAAUUUUUGGGUCUUAGCAGUAAACAAUUUGAAUAAUCAUGAAGUACUAAAGAGGCUAAACUUCGGAAAUAACACUGAAUCCUUUGGGAUAUUUCUACUGGCAUGGGCAAUUGUACACAUGAAAAAUAAAACUGACAAUUAUC